Capsicum annuum is the source of this 1289-nucleotide messenger RNA. Its product is annotated as glycine-rich cell wall structural protein 1.8. The transcript has a single exon. NCBI's taxonomy places the organism in Eukaryota, Viridiplantae, Streptophyta, Magnoliopsida, Solanales, Solanaceae. The record is from RefSeq and is a predicted model, not a curated record. The coding region runs from base 36 to 1079 and encodes 347 amino acids.
UGCAUUUCCAAAUCGUGAUUCAAGUACAAAUUCCAAUGGCUAAGCUUAAAGUUGUUAACAUUGUUUUCUUUGUGUUAUUAGGUAUAGGAAUAUGUUCAGCCGCUAGAACCCUCCUCACUUACGAACAUGUAGGUGUUGGAGGCGGGGUAGGCGCCUAUGGUGCAGGCCAUGGCAUUGGCGGUGGUGCGGGUGUUGCUGUUGCUGGUGGUGGUGGCGGAGGUUCUGGCGGAGGUGGUGGAUAUGCAGCUGCUGGUGACCACGGUUAUGCCGGUGGAGGUGGUAGUGGUGCUGGUGGUGGUUCUGGCUAUGCAGCUGGAGGAGAGCAUGGAGCAGGAUAUGCUGGAGGAGGUGGCGGUGGAAGUGGAGCUGGAGGUGGCUAUGCAGGCGGAGGACAUGACGGUGGAUAUGCCGGAGGAGGUGGCAGUGGAGGUGGAGCAGGAGGUGGUCAUGCUAGCGGAGGAUAUGAUGGUGGAUAUGCCGGAGGAGGUGGCAGUGGAAGUGGAGCAGGAGGUGGUCAUGCUGGCGGAGGACAUGAUGGUGGAUAUGCCGGAGGAGGUGGCGGUGGAAGUGGAGCUGGAGGAGGCCAUGCUGGCGGAGGACACGAUGCUGGAUAUGCUGGUGGAGGUGGUGAAGGCGGUGGUAGCGGAUAUGGUGCUGGAGGAGCAUCAGAUGGUGGAUAUGGUGCUGGAGGUGGUGGAGGCAGUGGUGGUGGCGGUGGAAUUGCGGCAGGUGGAGCACAUGGUGGUGGCUAUGCUGGAGGCGCCGGAGGAGGUACUGGUGGCGGUUAUGGUGCUGGUGGGGCACCAGGAGGUGGAUAUGGUGGUGGAGGUGGGCAUGGAGGUGGUGGUGGUGGUGCCUAUGCUGGAGGAGAAGGAGGAGCCUCAGGUGGUGGAUAUGGUAGCGGAGGAGGAGCUGGUGGUGGUGCAGGAGGAGCACAUGGAGGAGCAUAUGGUGGCGGAGGCGGUAGCGGAGGCGGUGGCGGGGGCGCCUAUGCUGGUGGAGGUGAGCAUGCUGGUGGAUAUGGAGGAGGUGCAGGAGGUGGUGAAGGUGGUGGACACGGUGGUGGCUACGCCCCUUGAUUGGUCAUUCUAAUCAUGCAUCAUUUGCAAUCUAAGUUUUUCAUCUUCUUAUCUACACUACAUUAAAAAAUAAUACAUGAAAUUGUGAUAGGAAGAUGGCAAUAUUGUGAAGGCAAAAAAACUGCAGUAAAGACAUGCAAUCUUAAGUGUAAUAUCAUUUCCUUUAAAAGCAACAUUAAGAUAUAUAUAUAAUUGCUUGCAUUCUUCGUA